GUGCUUUACAAGAGAACGAGACAAGAUGACUUGCCAGGCACUCAUCCGUUCUUCAGGCCGCAGAAUUAGCGCCCGAGCCCCUAAAAUGGCCUGCACUCAUUUUGGCGGGCGCCUGGACUAAGCGGGCUUUAGGUAAGCUGCCGCUGGGCUAGGCUUCGUCAAAUACCUGUAACCUCCAAUCCACGAUCCGAACGCUGAGUGCAAGUAUACCAUCAAACCUACUAUUCGUCACGAGUUCCCGCUCAACAUGUCCGUCACCGAUUGGAACACAGGGGACAAGUCAGCCAUGCUCUCAAUUGGCACUCACAAACUAUUCCUCUCAGCCUCUGGACCAGAUCGCAAAUCAGGAGAACCCGUCAUUCUCUUGAUGCAAGGCCUGGGUAGUACGAUUAACGAAUGGGUAGCCGUCCGACGUCUCGUCCUUCCACUUGCACGAUGGGUGAAUUAUGACCGCUCUGGCCUGGGACGCAGCGAAGCUCCACCUCAACAACCAGAUUCCAUCAGUGCAGCAUCCGUCGCAUCCGAGUUGGAUACCCUUUUGAAGAAUGCUGGCAUCGAACCUCCGUUCAUCGUGGUCUGUCACUCCUGGGGAGGGAUGACGGCAAGAGAAUUUCUCCAUCUUCGUCAAAAGGAUGUUGUAGGCAUAGUCUUCGUCGAUGCCAAUACAGAGAAGUCAUACGACGCAGGGAAUUGGCCAUUGCCAUUUGUGAUUGCUGUCACUGACGGCGUAGAUUGGUUGGAGUCGACUGGACUCGAAGCUGAUCACGUUCUGUCCGAUAAAGAAUGGGCUCAAGUGAAGGAAGCAGAAAACGAUCCUCAACUGCAGAAGACUGUAGUUGCCGAGCAAAGGGGAUUCAGAAGUGAUUCUGCUCCACUUGCAUCAAAGCACCAGAUUGAGAGGCAGGUACUGGGAAGUCAUCCAGUCAGUGUCAUUACAUGCAACAGUGCAAGAGAUAUGCAGCGGAUGUAUGAAUCUGGGGUAGCUGCUGGAAAGGGGACGGAAGCAGAACGUGAACAGUUUCGAAAUAUGCUUGUCGAUCAUAAUCAACGGCAAACUGACUGGCAGCAAGAUUUGCUGAGAUUGUCUUGCAACAGCCGUUUCAUUCGAGUUGAUAAUUCUGGACACAAUGUACAACUCGUUCAACCAGCAGUGGUGGCCAGAGAGAUCCGAUGGGUGUGGGACAGUGUUCAAGUCUUGCCUCAAUAAUUUCAACACCUUGUUGUUCAGCCUCAUUUCAAGAGUGGGAUAUGAAAGUCUUCCUUCUCAGGCAUCUCUGCCAUCUCAAGCCAA
This is a messenger RNA of Mollisia scopiformis, 1291 nucleotides long. RefSeq names its product alpha/beta-hydrolase. The coding region runs from base 248 to 1207 and encodes 319 amino acids. The transcript has a single exon. The record is from RefSeq and is a predicted model, not a curated record. NCBI's taxonomy places the organism in Eukaryota, Fungi, Ascomycota, Leotiomycetes, Helotiales, Mollisiaceae.